This is a messenger RNA of Paralichthys olivaceus (Japanese flounder), 1587 nucleotides long. It is a transcript of the gene jagn1a, whose product is annotated as jagunal homolog 1a. Gene Ontology annotation, cellular component: endoplasmic reticulum membrane. The record is from RefSeq and is a predicted model, not a curated record. Lineage: Eukaryota; Metazoa; Chordata; Actinopteri; Pleuronectiformes; Paralichthyidae. Gene Ontology annotation, biological process: vesicle-mediated transport; endoplasmic reticulum organization; granulocyte colony-stimulating factor signaling pathway.
GUGGGAGGACUUCCGGUUGUGUCCGUGUCUGCGCAUGCGCGGAUUCGUCGGAAGCAUCUUUUUUCAUCACAUCUUUUGUUUGCACGAAUUUAAGCAACGAGCUCGAGCGCACGGAGAGGAAAACACAGCGGUCUCUCUCAACAUGACGUCACGUGUAGGUUCGAGAGCUGCUGGUACCAAUGGAAGUGAAUUUAAACUCAGAGAAAGGGUGACCCCACACUACCAGAUGAGUGCUUCCCUGAAGUCAGAGGUGCGGAAGUUAAACUUGGUCCACCUCCUGAUCUGGCUGCUGGUUGCUGCUCAGGUGGUCGUCAGCCACUUCAACCUGGUGUCACACGACACGGUGUCCAUGCCGUACCAGUGGGAGUACCCCUACCUGCUCAGCCUCCUCCCUCUGGUCUGCAGCAGCCUGUCACUUCCUAAGAACAACAUCAGUUACCUGGUUUUGUCCAUGAUCAGCGCAGGGCUGUUCACUAUGGCACCUCUUAUUUAUGGUGGAAUGGAGAUGUUUCCUGUCGCGCAGCAGCUCUACCGCCACGGAAAGGCCUACCGCUUCAUUUUCGGCUUCUCCGCAGUGACUGUUAUGUACCUCGUCAUGGUGAUUGCUGUUCAAGUGCACGCCUGGCAGCUGUAUUACAUGAAAAAGCUGCUAGACUCAUGGUUCAGUGCCACAGAGGAGAAGAAGAAGAAAUAGUGGAGUGAGGAAAUUGUGACUGGGCAAGACUGUGUUUUCAUCUUAAUUUAUAAAUCAUUUAUGAGACUUAUUCAGUCAUAAAUGUCAUAGAUCAUAUAUUAGAAACCAGUGUUUACUCAAAGAGAUGCAAAAUAGAGCAAAAUCUACAAUUUAUGCUGGAACUUAUUUAUUUGUUCAUUUAUUUAUUUAUUUAUUUAUUGUCACCAUUAUUAAUAACUGUAAUUUGAACUCAACCACCUUAAACCCUCGACAUCAGAGGGUCUGGAUCACUGCUGUACUCCAAAUUGUGAAAGUGGUCAUUUAGGACCAGGCCUCAUUCUCAUUAAAUUGUUGUCAUGGUUUGAAGAGAAUGGAUGUAGAGUUGUUCAUUAACUGUUCCAACUCACAUACAGUCAUGUGCACAGAUCUUAAGCACUUUACAAGUUUAGCUCCAUCACGUAGUACCAUCGAGGAGGCAUAUGCAACGAGUCCUGCUUCAACAGGCUCAGACAGAGAUGUGUUCUUAAUAUAAAAGAUUAUGUGAAAAGAUAGAAAACACUGAGGCUAAAGAACGAUGGCAAAUUCUCCAACAUGCAUGGAACAACAUACCAGCAUGUUGAAAUCUGUGUCCUCGCUGUUUUAAAGAGGUUGAGUUUCAAUGUCUGUUAAGUUAUUUUAAUUUUUUCUGCACAUGUGCUUAUGUUUGCUCCUUCAUUACGUCUUCCUCUUUCAAUAUCAUUUUGACCUGAAUACAUUUUAGCCAUUAAAAAAAGAAAGUAACCACAGUAACUGCAUGUUUUGUUAUGUUUUCAGGUAUUUUACUUCAGCAUCAGAAACCCAGUCUGUGCACGUGGAUAAAAUGUGCAUUGUUAACAAUAUGAAUACAAAAAUAAAGGACUCCUCUUUAACUUAAA